Molecule: messenger RNA, 4502 nt
Organism: Arvicola amphibius (Eurasian water vole)
Lineage: Eukaryota; Metazoa; Chordata; Mammalia; Rodentia; Cricetidae
Gene: Arl8b
Product: ADP ribosylation factor like GTPase 8B
Exons: 7
Coding region: 193-753 (186 amino acids)
Biological process (GO): anterograde axonal transport; protein transport
Cellular component (GO): lysosomal membrane
Molecular function (GO): GTPase activity; GTP binding
Source: RefSeq, a predicted model, not a curated record
GGUGGGUAGGGCGAGUCAUAUGACCCGCUGGGCUUCCUGGCUCUGGCCAUCGCAGCAGCCCGCUUGUGUCCGCCCGAGUCGCGCCGGGGGGCCCGCCGAGGAGCCGUUGGCGGGUUCGGGGCCGAUAUCCGCUCGUGGGAAGCAGUGUCCGCUGUCGUCCGCGCCUGUCCUCGCUCUCUGCCGGCCGCCGCCAUGCUGGCGCUCAUCUCCCGCCUGCUGGACUGGUUCCGUUCGCUCUUCUGGAAGGAGGAGAUGGAACUGACGCUCGUGGGGCUGCAAUACUCGGGCAAGACCACCUUCGUCAAUGUCAUCGCGUCAGGUCAAUUCAGUGAAGAUAUGAUACCCACAGUGGGCUUCAACAUGAGGAAAGUAACUAAAGGUAACGUCACAAUAAAGAUCUGGGACAUAGGAGGACAACCUCGGUUCCGGAGCAUGUGGGAACGGUAUUGCAGAGGAGUCAAUGCUAUUGUUUACAUGAUAGAUGCUGCAGAUCGUGAAAAGAUAGAAGCCUCUCGAAAUGAACUCCAUAAUCUUCUAGAUAAACCACAGCUACAAGGAAUUCCGGUACUAGUACUUGGAAACAAGAGAGAUCUCCCAAAUGCCUUGGAUGAGAAACAGCUAAUUGAAAAAAUGAAUCUGUCUGCUAUUCAGGAUAGAGAGAUUUGCUGCUAUUCAAUUUCUUGCAAAGAAAAGGAUAAUAUAGAUAUCACACUUCAGUGGCUUAUUCAACACUCAAAAUCCCGAAGAAGCUGAGACAUCCUCUGACGUCUUCCAGUCCUUCUUGGCUAUAAUCAAUCCUAGAACUACUGUCCGUUCCUCUGAAGUACUUCCCAGAACAUGGUCCUUCCUAAACCCAAGAAAUUGCCUUUCUCAGAGUUUCUUUCUCAUGUGCACUGCUGAAGAUGUCUAUUCCUAUUCUUCAUAACAAAUCGGCUCGAGUUGUCAUGAUAAAGUCAGCACACACUAAAAGGCCUCACACACUUGUCUGGUGUGGAGAGGCCCUCUUUCCUUUCUUUUUUAAAAAAACACCCACAUUUUUGACCAUCAUAAAGUAAGAAAAUUGCAUAUUGCCCUUCUGGUCUUUCUGGGCCAGAUUUUUGUAUUGGUUUUCAGUAAAUGUCUACCUAUUUCAUUACAGAGUCCAGUAGCUUAUACUGGUACUGACUUGAUGCAGCAUGGAAUUCCUAGUGCCACACACAGUAUUUAGAAAAACUUCAAGCCUGACUCAUGUGGGAUAUAAACAUGUUUAUCUCAUCCCACACAUGCAUGUGAAAUGUAGAGUUACACUGUAGGAAUAAUUGGUCUGCCAAGAGUUAGCAGAGGUACCAGGUCAGCACAGUGGGUUCCUUACACUGGAAGACUUCCUACCUGGUAAAUUUUAAACAUUCUGCUUUCUGGGACUCCUUUGUCACCAGAUAGCAUUUGGGGAGAUGGGAAGAGUUACAACAUGCUCUUUUGUAUCCAGAUCAUUAGUUUUCUUCCCCCUUUUAACACACUUUUUUAAAGGGAUGGGAAUUGAAGAUUUUUUCAAAAGCUUUCAUGAAUUUAGAGCAUUCCAGCUCGCGUAAUAAACCCGUUAAGCGUGUCUGACUUUGUGUGAACACAUGUCUGUUCUUUGUCUCCAGACAUCCGCCCUGUGCUACUGCAUGACACCUGUAACUCCUGACUCUUUAUAUCUAGUCAUGAAGUUGACUUUCAGCACAAAGGAUACUUAGAAACAAAUUCUUAUUUUUUCUUACCAAUGUAAGGCUUGGCACUCUUUUCACUGGUGCCACUAGACUUCUUGAUUGUGACAACUCUAGACCUGCCUGCUUAAUCUAAUCAUGCGCAAUGUCUACAGGUUGUUUAAUGAUUGGCCACGCAGAGAACUGAGGAACCAGUGCUGUUUAUUGUUUGCUUCUAUGAUACAGAGCUGUACAAAAACUUACACUGAACAUAUUUUGUAGCUUAGCGAUCUCCACUUACAUAAAGGGACAUAUUAAUACUGGUUCAUUUGUAAGUUGUUACUCAUGCUGAUGUAGUGAUAAAACCCUGUGGUUACACCUGCUUCUAUGUUGUCUCACACUGUGUGUGACUUGUCUCUUCUGUUAAGCAGCACUAUGUCGGCAGUACAUACUCAGAUAUGUUGAGCACUCCAAGUGUAGUCAACAGUAAGUUCUUUUAAUGAAUACCGUUUUAAUUUAUAGACUGCCACGGCCUUAAAAAUAUUCUGUACAAAUAACUGCACUGUGUUGCACAGACACUACUUGUUUUCUUCAUUCAUAUUUUUAUUGAGUAGAAUCUGGGCUUUACAGUUCUCGUUUUAUUCAUGGAAGCAUGUUGCACUCUUCCCAGAGGAUGGGAUGGGUGGUUUGAAGGAAGGGAUGUUUAAACUAGCUCAUGUAGCCCAACAAUGGUCACUGUGAACCAUUUCAAAGAAUGUGGCGACUUGCUUGUGCCUAAGAGGAGGGAUUGGAAUCAGAAUGUGUAACUAAAUGGGACUGCAUAGGUUUUUGUUAAUUGACCUAUAGCUAAACCUUAAAAUGUUUGUAUGUUUUUUCAUUGCUUUCCAGCAUUUCAGGACAUCUAAAAGCUACUACCAACAUUUUCCUGUGCAUAACCUCUGCAUGUGAAAACCUAACAGUUACUGAACUUUGUAAAUACGUAAAUUUUUUUAUUUAGGCGUGGAUGCAUUUUUCGUCUGUUUACUGCUCUUCUCAGCUUUAUUCAAUAAACUUGCAUUUUGAGGGUUGCAUUGACAGUUUUACCUUAAAAUGUGCAUCCUGAUGAAAGGUGCAGCUCUUGGGAAUGGAGUGGAAAGAGAAUUACUUGUGAAGGGCUCCACAGACCACGUGCUGGAAAGAAGCUGUCGUCUCAGUUGUCAAAGGAUCUGGUUCGUGGGACGAACUAGGAAUAAACUUUUACAGUAUCUACGGAAUUGGUACUAUGAUCCCCUCCCUUGUUGAAAGAGGAUUCUAUUACUAAUAAACAGUAGUGGCAUUUGGUGGGUGAGCACUGAGGAUUGAGCCUCAUCAGUGCUAGGUAAGCACUCUGAUACCACCAAGCCAAUACCCUUUCUCUUCUACCCACAAAUUUAAGACUUUUCGGUGGUAGGGGCUAGUAAAGAAUUUUAUUAUUCGGUUUAUCUAAAAAACGUACGCUGCCAGGAAUUGAACCUAGGCUUUUGCGUAUUCUAGGAAUGCCCUCAACCACAGAGCUACAUCCCAGCUUUACAAUAAACAAACAAACAAACAAACAAACAAGCAAACAAAUAAAAUAAAAAUUGAAGAUCUAAUUAAGAAACUGAAAUUCCAAGACACAUCUACUUCAGAUUGCAAAUAUUUUCAUUCUCAUGGGAUGGCUUAAUGGGUGAAGCACUUACCUCCUAAACUGGAACUGGGAUCCCUGGCAGUAGAUGUUAGGCCUUUGUGGUAGCCUAACUGUAUCCUAGGACUGGAGAGGAGAAGAGUGUCCAUGUGUCCCUCUAGAUUAGUGGUAACAGUGAGAUCUGGGUCUGUCUGAGAGACACUGCCUCAAUAUAGAAGGUAGAACACUCUGGGCUCCAAGUGUGCAUACACUCCCGCACAAUAUACAUAUAUGUAUGGCAUACAAGCCAUACGUACACAUGAAAAAAUGAAAAUGCUGGUUUUUCUACAAGCCCUAUUUUUAGAGUAAGGUAUUUGGCCCAUGUUGCUAACAUGUUAUCUGAACUGUAAAAUAUAUUGAUUUUUUUUUUCUUUAAAAUGAGAGUUAUUGUAGAAAUGGUAAGUUAGGCUGUCAUUACUGUAUUACUAAUUGGGUGCAUGAUUUGGCAUAUCUACCACAAGAUUUUACUAUUUUAUGAAAUUGAUGUAACAAGGAAUGCGAGUCUGGAUGGGACUGGGGAAGACAUUCAAAGUACACAUUUAGCUUAGUUCAGAAAUGGAGAGUUUAUUAUUUUAAAAUGUUUUGUUUUGAGACAAGGCUUUGCUUUGUAAACCAGGCUGGACUCAAACUCACCAUCCUCCUUCCUUAAAUCCUGAGUGCUGUAAUGAUGGUAUGUGGCUAAAAUCACAGACUCCUAUGAUAUGUAAAUUGGAUGCUUUGGACGAUGGCUGUUUUAGUGUGCUUUAUUUUUGACUGAGAAAGUGAUUUCCUUUGGCAUCUAUAGUUGAAUCAGGUUGAUUUGGUAAUUACAGCCUCUCAGAAAGUCUAGAGGGUGGAAACUUAAAUGAGAUACAGAAGGUACCAAUCUGUAACAUCCUGUUGGCCAAGUGCUUUACUCUGAAAAUGUGCCACUAAGGGGAAACUAUCAUGUUUGUUGUCUAAAAUAUUUACAUUUUAUCGAAACCUGAAUGUCCUUCCUCCAACAGUGUACAUUUGAGUCAGGAGACUUGGGAAGAAAAAUAGUUGUGCAAAUAGUCACCUAAUAGUUUGCUGUUCUACAGUUCGACAGCCCACAGCAGGUAUUUCCUGUUGGUAAAAAAAACCUCCACAGAUUUCUGUUUAAAAUUGAGCUAUUAAUAAAAGUGGUGUCCUUGUCA